Messenger RNA from Trichoplax adhaerens, 2106 nucleotides. RefSeq lists its product as uncharacterized. The transcript is spliced from 18 exons. NCBI's taxonomy places the organism in Eukaryota, Metazoa, Placozoa, Uniplacotomia, Trichoplacea, Trichoplacidae. The record is from RefSeq and is a predicted model, not a curated record. Gene Ontology annotation, molecular function: ATP binding; ATP-dependent chromatin remodeler activity. Bases 1 to 2106 code for a protein of 701 amino acids.
AUGGGCCUAGGAAAAACCAUCCAGUCUCUUUCCUUUCUGAAUCAUUUACUAAACUACAAUAUUCGAGGGCCGUUCUUAGUAAUAGCUCCGCUGUCUACGAUUGCUAACUGGCAAAGAGAAAUUGAAGCUUGGACUGAUAUGAAUGUCGUUGUUUAUCAUGGAAGCUCCGCAAGCAGGCAACUUAUACGUGACUAUGAACUGUAUUAUCGUGAUAGUAAUGGCGUUCCAAAUCUCAAUGCUAUCAAAUUUCAAAUUAUCAUAACUACUUACGAAAUAAUACUUUCCGAUAAUCCAGACUUGCGUGCUAUUCCGUGGAAGGUAGUGGUUAUAGAUGAAGCACAUCGCUUAAAAAAUCGUCAUUGUAAAUUAUUGGAAGGCUUAAAAUUGCUGCAUAUGGAUCAUCGAAUAUUACUGACUGGAACCCCUCUACAAAAUAAUGUAGAAGAAUUAUUUAGUUUACUAAACUUCCUAGAACCUGCUCGAUUUGCAUCCGAUGUUAUGUUCUUAUCAGAAUUUGGUAACUUGAAAACAGAAGCCCAAGUGGACAAAUUGCAAACUAUACUAAAACCGAUGAUGUUACGCCGAUUGAAAGAGGACGUAGAAAAGAAUUUAGCUCCGAAGGAAGAAACCAUCAUAGAGGUUGAACUAACUCCAAUUCAAAAAAAAUUCUAUCGGGCAAUACUUGAAAGAAACUUUAACUUUCUAUCGAAAGGAGCGAAUACUUCGAAUCUCCCUAAUUUAAUGAAUACUAUGAUGGAAUUAAGAAAAUGUUGUAAUCAUCCAUUUUUGAUUAAUGGAGCCGAAGAAAAGAUUGUAGGAGAAUUUACAGCAAAUAAUCAAGUCAACGGAAUAAAUGCAGCUAUCCAUGCUAUGAUCCAGGCAUCAGGAAAGUUGGUACUAAUUGAUAAGUUGCUACCCAAAUUAAAAGACGGAGGCCAUAAGGUUCUAAUAUUUUCACAAAUGGUUCGUUGUUUGGACAUACUGGAAGAUUAUUUAGUAUACCGAAGGUAUCAGUAUGAACGGAUAGAUGGAAGAGUAAGAGGAAAUCUCCGUCAGGCAGCUAUUGAUAGAUUCUGUAAACCAGAAUCGGAUAGGUUUGUAUUCCUACUUUGUACAAGAGCCGGAGGUUUGGGUAUAAACCUUACUGCCGCAGACACCGUAGUAAUAUUUGAUUCGGAUUGGAAUCCCCAAAAUGACUUACAAGCUCAGGCUAGGUGCCAUAGAAUUGGCCAAAGUAAAGCUGUAAAAGUUUACCGGUUAAUAACUCAGAAUUCAUACGAACGGGAAAUGUUUGAUCGCGCUAGCUUAAAGUUAGGCUUAGAUAGGGCAGUCCUUCAAUCGAUGAGUGGAAAUAAAGACUCUGUACCAACUCAGCAGGGAUUAUCGAAAAGGGAUGUUGAAGAUCUUCUACGCAAAGGUGCAUAUGGUGCUCUGAUGGAAGAAGACAAUGAAGAUAGUUCGAAAUUCUGUGAAGAAGAUAUUGAUCAAAUUCUCGAGCGACGAACUCAAGUUAUUCACAUCGAAAGUGAAGGAAAAGGGUCGACUUUUGCAAAGGCAAGCUUUGUGUCUUCAGAUAAUCAAGACGACAUAGAUAUUGAUGACCCCAACUUUUGGCAGAAGUGGGCACAGAAGGCUAACUUGGAUAUGGAUGACAGCAAGUCUAAGGAGGGAUUAAUUUUGAAUGAACCACGGCAAAGACGUCAAACGAAGCGGUAUGGUACAGAUGAUACCAUAUAUGAUAUUUCGGAUGAAGAUUUGGAUCCUGAUUACACCCCUAAAAAGCAAGUAGGCUGGAGUAGAGUCGAAUGUUUUCGUGUAGAAAAGUAUUUAUUAAUAUACGGCUGGGGACGGUGGAAGGAUAUACUAAGAGUGGCUCGGUUUAAGCGUAAGCUUACUGAGAAAGACAUUGAAGCUAUCUCAAAAACAAUUCUGCUGUAUUGUGCUCAAUUCUAUAAUGGCGAUGAUAAAGUCAAAGACUUCGUCCACGCAAUUGUCGAUUCAAGUGCUACUGGGACUUCCAAAGAAAGUGAGUUAUAUGAAUACCACCGACCGCUGUCGGUUAAGUUUAGCCUUAAAAAUGAAGAUUAUAAAAAUUUUCAGUUGUAG